AUGUCAGUAUUUUGAUCAGUCAUUUCGAAUAAUUUUCGUAUUAUAAACAAAAAUUUUCCAAAAAAUGGCUACUGCGGUGCAACAAUCACCAAAUGUGACCGAGUUCUUAGCGAAACAGCAAAAAGAGAGCCCUAAGGACCUCGCAUCAGAAUGGGCCGAAAUCGAAGAACUUCACAACAAAAAAUUAUGGCAUCAAUUGACCCUCAAACUACUGAAAUUCAUAAAGAAACCAGAGCUCCAACAGGGAACCAAUUUAAUUCAGCUCUAUUCGAACUUUAUUCAGACCUUUGAAAACAAAAUAAAUCCCCUGUCCUUAGUUGAAAUCAUAGCCGUUUCUAUUGAACAAAUUAAAGACCCCUUGGAAGCCAUUUCGUUCUUGGAAAAAACCGAGCCGAAAGUAAAAAUAAAUCCAGAUGCACAAAACUUGUGCAAGGUGCUCAUUGGUCAGAUUCAGUUGGAAAAACUGAAUAACUUAGAUGCGACCAAAAAAAUAAUAGAAGAGGUAGAAGCUACUUUAGACAAUGCCGAUGGUGUCACUCCAGUUCACGGCAGAUUCUAUUUGUUAGCUUCACAAUAUUACAGGAUACAAGGGGAUCAUGCUCAGUAUUAUAGAACUGCCUUACGUUAUUUGGGAUGCAUCGACUUGGAUACUCUCACGCUGGAAAUCAAACACCAACACGCCUUUUUCUUGGGACUGGCUGCCCUCCUGGGAGAAGGUGUCUACAAUUUGGGUGAACUACUGGCCCAUCCCAUACUGGAUUCUUUGAAGGGAACGGAAAACAUUUGGAUUGUUGAAUUGUUGUAUGCUUUCAAUUCGGGGGAUAUCAAUAAGUUUGAGGCAAUGAAACCUCAGUGGUCUACCAUUGCAGAUUUGGCUGCUCAGGAGCUGUUUUUGAGGCAGAAGAUAUCAUUGUUAUGUUUGAUGGAGAUGACAUUCAAAAGGCCCUCUCACAAUCGUCAAUUGACCUUCGAAGAGAUCUCAAGAGAAACUAAAUUGCCACUAAACGAGAUUGAGCUUUUAGUUAUGAAAGCAUUAUCGCAGAAACUUGUUAAAGGAGCAAUUGAUCAGGUUGCGAAUACAGUAAAUAUGACUUGGGUGCAGCCAAGGGUCUUAGAUAGGAAACAGAUUGCAACUAUGGUGGAUAAACUGAACGAGUGGUGUAAACACGUCAACACAAUGGAGAAUUUGUUGGAAGAUAAAGCGAGUGAAAUCCUUACUUUGUAAUUGAUGUAGACUUGUAGCGUGUUGAUUUGAUUUUCAUUAAAAUAAGAAAUGCCAAUAAAUUAAUUCUUUUCCAU
Coccinella septempunctata (seven-spotted ladybird) is the source of this 1299-nucleotide messenger RNA. It is a transcript of the gene Rpn9, whose product is annotated as 26S proteasome non-ATPase regulatory subunit 13. The transcript is spliced from 6 exons. The record is from RefSeq and is a predicted model, not a curated record. Gene Ontology annotation, molecular function: structural molecule activity. Gene Ontology annotation, cellular component: proteasome regulatory particle, lid subcomplex; cytosol; nucleus. Gene Ontology annotation, biological process: ubiquitin-dependent protein catabolic process. Lineage: Eukaryota; Metazoa; Arthropoda; Insecta; Coleoptera; Coccinellidae. The coding region runs from base 65 to 1225 and encodes 386 amino acids.